GUUACCCUCAACUUGUCAGAUGGCAAAGCACUCGGGAUGACGGUAGUUGGACAUGCGGAGGACAAGCGAGAUAUCGGUUUGUUCGUUGGGACAGUUAAGAAAGGUUGCACUGCUCAUCUGAGUGGAAAGGUUCAGCCCGGGGACUUGAUUGUCAGUGUUAAUGGUUUGGACUUGACUAAGUUGGAUAAUGAGGAAGCUUUGGAAGUGCUUCGCCAGCAGGUCUUUACAUCCAAGUAUUUAAAUCUCGUGCUAGAGAAGUAUUGG
Molecule: messenger RNA, 264 nt
Organism: Helobdella robusta
Lineage: Eukaryota; Metazoa; Annelida; Clitellata; Rhynchobdellida; Glossiphoniidae
Exons: 1
Molecular function (GO): protein binding
Source: RefSeq, a predicted model, not a curated record